This is a messenger RNA of Pelodiscus sinensis (Chinese soft-shelled turtle), 2282 nucleotides long. Lineage: Eukaryota; Metazoa; Chordata; Testudines; Trionychidae. The record is from RefSeq and is a predicted model, not a curated record.
AGCCUUCGGGAGGCACUUGGAACACUUUUUCAACCUUCUUCCCACAAUCCAAGGACUAGAAACCUACAUGAAGAUUGAGUUUCUCACCUAAUUAGAAGCACCACAUUUCAGCAGAUUCACAAUACAAUGAGAGUUGGUGACACUGCUAAAAGACACUUUCAAGAUGUCCAGAAAAAUCCAUGGAGGGGCUGUUGUGGAGAUGCAAGGAGAUGAAAUGACCCGGGUAAUUUGGGAACUAAUUAAAGAAAAGCUGGUUUUUCCUUAUGUGGAUCUGGACCUGCACAGCUAUGACUUAGGCAUGGAAAACCGUGAUGUGACUGAUGACAAGGUGACAGUAGAAGCAGCAGAAGCGAUAAAGAAGUACAAUGUCGGAAUCAAGUGUGCUACCAUCACUCCAGAUGAAAAGAGAGUGGAGGAGUUCAAGCUGAAGCAAAUGUGGAAGUCUCCAAAUGGGACAAUUCGAAACAUUCUGGGUGGCACAGUCUUCAGGGAAGCUAUUAUCUGCAAAAACAUCCCCCGGCUAGUAUCGGGAUGGGUGAAACCAAUCAUCAUUGGCCGUCAUGCUUAUGGGGACCAAUACAGAGCAACAGAUUUUGUUGUCCCUGGGCCUGGAAAAGUAGAGAUGACCUAUACACCAAAAGAUGGCAGUAAACCAGUGACCUACCUGAUCCAUAACUUUGAAGGCUGUGGUGGUGUAGCAAUGGGAAUGUAUAACCUUGAUCAGUCCAUCAGGGAUUUUGCACAUAGUUCCUUCCAGAUGGCAUUAUCUAAGGGCUGGCCCCUGUACAUGAGCACCAAGAACACUAUUCUGAAGAGAUAUGAUGGACGCUUUAAAGACAUCUUUCAAGAAAUCUAUGAAAAGGAAUACAGGUCCCAGUUUGAAGCCCUGAAGAUCUGGUAUGAGCAUAGACUCAUUGAUGACAUGGUGGCUCAAGCCCUGAAGUCCGAAGGUGGCUUUAUCUGGGCCUGUAAGAAUUAUGAUGGAGAUGUGCAGUCUGACUCUGUUGCACAAGGGUAUGGCUCUCUGGGGAUGAUGACCAGUGUACUGAUCUGCCCAGAUGGCAAGACCGUGGAAGCUGAAGCUGCUCAUGGCACAGUGACACGUCACUAUCGCAUGUAUCAGAAGGGUCAAGAAACUUCCACAAAUCCCAUUGCCUCCAUUUUUGCAUGGACUAGAGGACUAGCUCACCGAGCUAAACUGGAUAACAACACUGACCUCCAGAAUUUUGCCAAUGCCUUGGAAGAGGUCUGUGUAGAGACGAUAGAGGCUGGCUUCAUGACAAAGGACUUAGCUGCUUGCAUUAAAGGUUUGCCUAAUGUGAAGCGUUCUGACUACUUGAACACCUUUGAGUUCAUGGAGAAGCUUGCUGAAAACUUGAGUCUGAAACUAGCCUCGCAGCCCAAACUGUAAGGUCAGACAUCAAGGAAGACACUCCUGAGUAACUCGCCUCAGUUUGGUGACUGGCUUACACUGUGGUGUGUAACAUUUCACAGUACUGGGAGAAUCAACGAUGUCACCCUUUUUAAAUGAACCCUGUUUAAAAACUUAUCUUUUAACCUAUUAACUUCUGUGGUUGUAGGGGUCUAUUUUACCAGCCAUCUGAAUGUGGUAGGAUACCUACCAAUAUUCAGAGGACGCUAGGGCUUCCCCCUUCUUGAUUUAUCCCUCACUACUGCAUAAUUUUUCCCUUUUCUGCCUCACUUCAAAAUCCAAAAUCAGAAGAUGGUACGUGAGUGGUUAAACCUAGUGUACAAUAGACAUGUAAAAACUGGAACAGUCCUCUCCUUUCCAGCAACAUACACUGACUGUACCAGCCAUACACUAAACUCCAUUAUUUCAGUAGUCUGUCUUAUGAAUGCAUUACAUCAACUUCUACAUUCAUGGGAACCAGAGCGCCAUAGCUGGGUGGUGAAAGGUUAUUUGAAUCAGAGCUUUAGCAGAGAGAGAUCACUUACUGCUGGAAGCUUGUUUCAGUUCUCUAGUAGAAAAGGCUACUCAGCCACUGGUGUGGCAUGGGGGUGGAGAGGGAGCAGGCUGUAUCCUUCAUUAGACACCCUUCUUACUGUAUGUGAGGCCUGUGAAUUGUUAUCUCCUAACAGUGCCCCUGUUUCAAAGCUGCUUUCUUCAGGCAGCUGAAUGCUUCUUAUUCAGUCUCUUAGAACAUUAUGACACUUCAGUGUUCAGCAUUAAAGUUUAAUUGUGAGACACUAUUCCGGCCAUGGGUCUUUUUUUUUCCUUGAAGGAUAUUUUGGUUCGGACUAGAAUAAAACCAGAACUAACA